Oryzias melastigma (Indian medaka) is the source of this 1873-nucleotide messenger RNA. RefSeq names its product keratin, type II cytoskeletal 8. Lineage: Eukaryota; Metazoa; Chordata; Actinopteri; Beloniformes; Adrianichthyidae. The transcript is spliced from 7 exons. Bases 666 to 1529 code for a protein of 287 amino acids. The record is from RefSeq and is a predicted model, not a curated record.
CCUGCCUUGUAACAGUGUUUGUGGAGUGAAACUCUUCCAACAGUGACUUGAGACACAUGAACUGUCACUGGCUGCUGAUCUCACAUCAACAGAGGUUGUAUUGUUCUCUGCACUUCCCAGAACAAACCCUCAAACAUGUGAGCACUGAUAGAAACGCUGUGGUGCUCUGGCUCUGAUCAUUGAUUUUCUUGAAGAAUUUCUGAACAAAGCUUCAAAAGCAGCAAAUAAAAACGACUUUUUAACCCCUUCACUUGAAUAAAACACAAAUCAAAAGUUUCUGCCAUCAAUCUACCAACAAACUCAGUGUUAAUGGAAAAAGACGAAAAGUUGAGAAACAUCUGCUUUCUCUUAAUCUUUAUGGAUUUUUCUGACAGAAAUGUUGACCUUUCACCUCACAGUUUCACACAGAGAUCCACCAACAGGAUUCAGUUUUCUCUCAUAACAAGAACAGAACCUGGUUCUGGAUCAGAUGUGUUCCUGUUGUGUCUUGGCCCGAGCUUCAGCAGACUCCCUCCCUUCCUCCCCUCACCUGCCUGGGACAGUGGAACACACCUGGCAGCGUCAGCAGACACGCCCCCUCCCUUCAUGUUCAGACUCAUGACGCCCCUCCAGGAACUCCCUGCAGAGCUGCCUGAUCCCAGACCGCCGUGCACACUCAGGCGAGCAUGAGGAGGUUUUUCAGAGCGCACAGGGACGAGGACUACAGUCAGAUCCAGUACCUGACCGCCAAGUGCACGCGCCUGGCACACGACAAAGCAGUUCUGGAUCGCGAGUUCCUGGUGUCCAGAGAGAAGGAGAGGAAGCUGCAGAAUGACCUGGAAGCUGUAUCGUCUCGAUUCCUGCAGCAGGAGCAUCUAAACGUGGAGCUGGUGAUGAACCAGGACAAACUGCUGAGGAGGAUCCAGGAGCAGCAGGAACUGCUGAACCUGCUGCAGCAGCGUGUGCUCCAGCUGGCGGAGGAGAGCCGUCGGGACGUGGCGCUCCUGCAGGAGGUCGGUGCAGAGCUGCAUUGCCUGCAGAGCUCUGAGGGGGAGCUGCAGGGUCUGGUGGAGGAGCUGUUUGUGGAGCUGCAGCACCGAGCCUCUCUGUCAGAGAAGCUGCAGGCAGAGCUGCUCCGGAGGGAGGAGGAGCUGGAGGAUCUGCACGACACAAACCAAGGUCUGACAGAGGAGCUGAAGGAGCUUCACAGAACGCAUCAAGAGGAAACCAGAGAUCAAAGAACACAAGUGACAGAGCUGCAGCUGCAGAAUGACAGAAGCCUCCGGAAGCUGCAGGAGACGGCAGAGCAGUUCGAAUGGCUCUGCCAGCAGCAGAGAUGCUGGAUGAGCUGCGUGAAGAGGUGGAAGGAGUCUCUGGUGGAGGACAGACAAACUUUAUUGCGCCACAUCUGCAAGCUGGAGGAGAAAGCAGAGAGUCCCAGGAAAAGUUCCCAUGAUGCAACACAGAGCCUGCCCUGGCCUCUGGUGGAGAGCUGUGACAGAUUCAACCAACCUGAACUUGGAUCUGGAGCAUGGAGCAACAUGGCCUAAAGACGGAGAAGUCUUCAUCAGAGAGAUCCCCGUGAAGACCUCAGAGCGACACAAACUGCAGGCUCGGUUCUGUCGGAAGGUUUUGGUCAAAUGCUACAAAACAUCAUUUUCUACUUUUGAGAUCAUGUAUAAACUAUUGAUCGUUUCCUAAUCAAUCCUGGUGGGGGCUCAAGUCAAGAUUUCUUUAGAUUGAAGGCUUAGUCAGCAUUCAACCAAAUGGUGAUUCUCCUGCUCCUUUCUGUACGUUUUUGGGCACUUAAAAACUCAAUCACACCUUCAUCAAUUUCAGCAAUCUGAUAUCAAAACGUUCAGCUCAUUCGGGAUAUUUAUGCUUGUAUUUUUUG